Molecule: messenger RNA, 3027 nt
Organism: Sorex fumeus (smoky shrew)
Lineage: Eukaryota; Metazoa; Chordata; Mammalia; Eulipotyphla; Soricidae
Gene: ETAA1
Product: ETAA1 activator of ATR kinase
Exons: 6
Coding region: 212-2896 (894 amino acids)
Source: RefSeq, a predicted model, not a curated record
UUUGGGAACGGGUGCGGAAGCGCCAGCCGUAGCCCUCCCGCCCGCCCCGCCCCCGCGCGACCGCAGCCAAUCAGCGGGCCCCUCUUAGGAGCGUCCCAGUCAGCCAAAAUGGCGGCGGCCGUUGGCGCGGGAUUCCGCUUUUGGUGCCGUUAGCCUUCUCUCAUCGCAAAAUGUGAACGGGAGAACGGUUGUAGGAGGGAGGUUGCAGGCCAUGAGUCGGCGAAGGAAACAUGGGGAAAGCCCAGGCCUGAAGAACACGCCGCGCAAAGCGAUGGCGGCUGAGGACGGCAGCUCGGUGGUCGAGUCAGGGAAGAGGCGGCUCCGGUCGGCCCGCGGCUCAGGGCUCGGCGGGGCUGCAGAGGGCUCACCUCGCCCCACGCUGCGGCGGGAGCAGCCUCCAGCAGCCUCUUCGUGCAGUAAAAGUAACCCCGAGGAAAAGUACGAAACCCCAGAGAGAAUCCUGAAAAUGGAUUUAUUGUCAUCGACCUUCAGUUCUCCUAAUGAUCCAGAUGGACAGAAUGAUAUAUUUUGGGAUCAAAAUUCACCAAUGACAAAACAGUUAGGUAAAGGAAGGAAAAAACAGAUUUACACUACAGAUAGUGAUGAGAUUUCACAUAUUGUCAGCCGAAUUGCUCCUCAGGAUGAAAAACCAAUAACGAACUCAAUGCUGGGCAUGUGGAUUGGUGAUACCGCUAUUCCCUGUACUCCUGGUGUAGCAAAAGGAAAAUCAAGAGCAAAAACAUGCUGUACAAAGUUAAAAACACAAAAUAAAGAAGAAGAACUUAUGAAGUUGGCUAAACAGUUUGACAAGAAUAUGGAAGAGCUAGAUGUAAUUCAAGAGCAGAAAAAGAGAAAUCAUGAUUUUAUUCAUAUGAUAUCAGAAGCAGAGACUUUAAAUAAUUAUAAAGAAAAUUUACAGAUGCAUUUAUUACUUGACAUAGUUCCUGAAAUAGAUAAUGCUAUAAUAAGGAAGAAACCAAUUAAAGAAAACACCGAGGUAUCUAUGGUAAAUGAUCAAAAUAGCAAUCAGAAGCCAUUUGACCUAAAUGUUGAAGCAGCCUUUAAUGCCAUCUUUGAUGGUUCUACUCAGAAAUGCAGUGGAGCAUUAAGCCAGGACCUGUCACAUGCAUUUUUGAACACCAGUAACACUAUCCUUGCAAAGAAAAGUGCUUUGAAAGAGGAAAAAGUCAUUACUAAUGAAACCCUGGUCUAUGAAAAGCUGCUAAGUAAAACUCAAAGAUCACUUUCUCAUCAAGUAGAUAUUCCUGUGAUGGCAAAAUCAUGUGUAUCACCUUGUAGUAAAGCAGCAACCACUUUGAAUAAGUGUAUUGAUACACUUACUGCCAGUGAUUUUGAGGAUGAUUGGGAAAAUCUCCUAGGUAAUGAGCCUUAUAUUAUGCAAAAUGCCAGUACACCUGAACUUUGCCUUGCUGAUCAAAAAGGAAUUUUAACCUUAAAUAUUCAAAAUGAUGAAAGUAAUUCAAAAACAAAUACAAAUCUAGAUGUGAGGUUAAAAGAUACAAAAAGUUUUCAAGAUCUUUCUUCAAAAACACCGAACAGUGAAUUAGUAGAUGAUGGGAAGUUCAGACUUUCCUCAAAUCCAAGUGGUAAAGUAAACAAAUUGCCAUCCUGUGGAAGUAAAAUGAAAUUUGACAAAUCUUUGAGUACAAUUGUUCAAGACAAAUUUCAGGAUUGUUCAAUUACAACUUUUCCAAAGGAAGAUAUCCACUCAAAAUUUACUUCUACUGUAAAUAGUUUUGAAAAAGGGUCUGCUUUGAACACAGUGCAUUCAAAUGAACAAAAAAGUCAGUCAAAUUUUAAUCAGUCUUUCAAAGCUCUUGCUAGUAUAGAGCCUUUUGGCUCUUCAACUUUGGACAAUAAAGCCAUUGUCUGUAACCCAAAUCAGACUAAUACAUCAAAGGUAGGCUCUUUCUUCGAUGAUUGGAAUGAUCCAACAUUUUCCAAUGAAAUUAUUGAAGCAUGUCACCAAUUAGAAAAUACCUGGGAAGAAGAUGAUGUAGAAGAUGAUUUAUUAUACCAAGCAUGUGAUGAUAUUGAAAAAUUGACUCAGCAACAAGACAGUAGUGAGGACAGCAAGACAUCCGAAAGUAUACUUAAAGUCAGUAACAGUUCCAAACUUGAUGCCAAAAACAUCUUUACUCCAUCUAGGCAAGGAAGCCCAUCAGCACAAUCAAAGCAUUUGAAUCUAUGCGGCAUUUCAGUGCAAAAGUCUUCAUUGACAAACAAUCCACAUAUAAAUAAAUCAGUGAAGAUGGAGAAAAGGGAAGUUUAUGGAAAUUCUCCAGGUUUUUUAGGUGCUACAACAAAUUUAUCUAUAAAUUCUAAGAGCAUAGACUGUCAGGCCAGUAAUCGGCGUUUUUCACGAAAUAACUCUGAUGUUCCAAUACAAGUAAAUAAUUCCAAAUUGGUUCUUACAGGAACUUCAACUUCAAGUGCAAGUUCACAUCAUCUGAGUACAGAAAUUGCUCCUUAUGAGAAGAAUUUAAAUACUCAGCAUAUGUCCCAUAAGAACAUAAAAGAUGAAACUUGGAGAGACCUUAACAGAACAGUUAGAUUUUCUAAGUAUACUUUUACAAAGGUGAAAAAUUCUCAGGUUAUUUCCCCGUUUAAUCAAAACCACCUAUCAGGAAAUGUUUCUGACACUGAGGUGCCACAAUGUUUAGAAAAAAAUAAAAUUGUCAACCCAUUUUAUAGGGAGACUAUUCAAGAGCAAUCUUUGGUGAAACAUUCUGAAUCCUUAAAACAACCUUCAAAGGAGGAAGAAGAGAAAAGUAAAAAGUGUUCUCCUGAAGAAAUUCAGAGAAAAAGACAAGAAGCAAUGGUUCGAAGAAAGGCCAAAGCACAGGCCUCAUCUGUAAAGGCAGCUCCCACUUAAUUUCUAUAAUGAAAUCUUACUUGGAAGAAUUAUCAAAGACAAUUAAUAACUAUCUAUGAUAGCAAAGAUUUUCUUCUUGAUUUCUCUGUGAGAAAUUUAAUGCUGUUAUAAAGCAUGGACUUCUGUUUUUU